Messenger RNA from Clonostachys solani, 543 nucleotides. Lineage: Eukaryota; Fungi; Ascomycota; Sordariomycetes; Hypocreales; Bionectriaceae. The record is from the annotation of a GenBank genome assembly.
AUGUCUUCGCCUAAUUCGAACGCGUCGCACGACGCCCAGCUGGCAAACAAGCCCAAGAAACUCGAACAGAUUUCGUUCCGAUUUUGCUCGGAAUGCUCUAAUAUGCUCUACCCCAAGGAGGACGAAGACGCCCACAAGCUCCAGUUCACCUGCCGAACGUGCCAGUACACCGAGGAUGCCACAACCACCUGCGUCUUCCGAAACGUCCUCAACGAGACCGCAGGAGAGACCGCCGGUGUCACCCAGGACGUGGGCUCUGAUCCAACGGUUAGUGCUUUUCCACCUGCCCUCUGCUUUUGCUGUGGCACAAUCGUCUACUGCACCACCUGCGGUGAAUCCAAUUCCGAAAUGGCAGUCGAGUACUGCAAACCAACGGCACAAAACGAUCUGUUCUCUUCCUGCAAUCUAUCCGUCUUCCAGAUGACGUUCUGGGAUGAGGACGAAUACGACGAGGAAAUGAUGUCCGAGAAGAGCUAUCUCAGCACAAGCAGCGAGUUUUCUUCCGAUUCACACGACGACAGCUCUUUGGGUACCGAGAUCUAA